UUGAAAGAUAUAUCAUUUACUUAAUAUAUAGUGUACAAUUAUUUUAAUCAGUUGCAUUAUAAAGAGAAACAAGGAAAAGAAAAUUUUAAUGGCUGAGAUAUUAAAUGCAACAGUGAUUGUAGAUAAACAUAAAAAUGAAGAAAUUAAAAACUCCUGUAAAGAUAAGCUGCCAAGCUAUUUAGAAUCAGAGACGACCAACGAUAUAGUAUUUACCAACGUAGGAAAUGUACACAGUACACCUGACAAAGAUAAGAUUUUAACGCAAGACUUUAACAAUCCAAUAAAAUAUAUAAACAAAAAUACAAACAGCCCUCAUAAGAACAUAUACCUAUUUAAUCAAAGCUUGUUGAAGAAUUCGUUAUUUAAAAGUCCAGUAUUUAAAAAGUUAAACAAACGUGCGAACUCUGUGGACACAGCUCAAACAGAUAUAUGUUCACAAAGAAAGAGAACAAUUAGUGCAAAUAGUGAUUCUAAUAUCUCCAAAUCAGAAUUAUACAAUACAGAAGACUUUGAGAGUAUUGAUCUGUUACAUGAUUUAGAUUCUGUAAUAAAGUUUGAAAAUUGUAGAGAUACCUUUUUAUCAACGAUAAUGAAUACUACACAAGAUGAUGAAGGGAUGAAUAAGGAUCCAGUGACAGAUCCUCUUUCUAUUAGUGAUUGUGAAAAGAAAGAUACCGAUACACUUGCAGAUUCAUAUUCAAUGUCUCGCAAAAAACGUAGAAUUGAAACAAGAUCACAAUCUCAAAUUAAAAGGCAAAAAUCUGAAUAUCAUUUUAAAAAAGAUAAACAUAAGUUGAAUAUGGAAGAGAAACGUGUUUUAAAAGAGUUGAAUAAUUUUGAAGAAUUUGAAGAAAUGCCAUUAAUUAACAUAAAGAAACUACUAGAACUACAUAUAAAAUUGAUACAUAAAGUACCACCACAACAUAAAAUAGAGCUUUCUGGAUCUCAUGCACCAACAAAGGUAGAGAAAAGAUUAUUUCAGAAAUAUGGACUAAUCCGAAAAGGUUCAUACAGACCUAUAGAGGACAAAAUUAUCAGGAAAAACUGGAAGACAUUCUGCAAGCACCAUGACUGGGAUCCAAAAAAUCCGAUGCCAUUUCUUUAUUGGAGACACAAUGGCAGAUAUUAUAUAAAUGACAUAGAAGAAAGACAAAAAUUCGUUCAAUUUUUGGCAAAUGAAUUACCUUGGCGAACUCUCUACAGUGUUUAUUCUAGAUUUAAAGUAUUAUAUUGUAAUAAAAUCACUUACAGUCGUUAUACUACUAGGGAAGAUAAGAAAAUUUUAACGUACAUAGAAAAUGAACAUCUUGAUAAACGUUAUACCAAAUAUAGUGAAUUAGCAAAAUUACUAAGACGAACUGGCCGGUCGGUUUUUAAACGAUAUCAAUAUCUCAAAAAUCAAACUCUAAAUAAAUCAGAAACGGAACUGCUAGUUGAUGUUAAAUGGACAUUACCACUAAUCAAGAUAUUUAUAAAAACUUUACUUAGUGUGACAGUAAGUAAAGAUAUAAAAGAACUUAAAGAUGCCAAGUUUCCUAAACCAGUGUGGCAAAAAAUGGAGGAAAAACUUAACAUACGCGAGAGUGCUUUAAGAACAUUUUGGCAACACCAGUUACAUCUGCAAUUAUUCAGCAUGGGUCCUAUUUAUUUAAACGACAUUAAGAUACAAUUAAUUGAAUAUAUGUAUUCAAAAGGAAUAUCCAAUACUCGCGAAAUUAUAUGGCCUAAUGUUGCACAACACUUUGACGGAGCAACUGCGGUAUUCCUUUGCAAAGUUUUUUUUUAUCUUGUUCAAGAAUGCAAUAUGACUGAUACGAAUAAUUUCGCCGAUGUUGUGGAACACCUAUAUCAUACUAAGAUUCCUAAAAUUAAAAAUGCAUACACCGAUAAAUUCUUACCUAGAAUUAUCUAUGAAAAUGGAAAAAUUUCUUUGCUAAAUACAGAAACUAGUAACUAGUGAUAUUAAUUCUAUCGGUAGUUGAUUUGUAUAAAAAAAGUUUUGCAGCUUGUACCCAUUGUUUUCCUACUGAACACGGACCCAAAUCAAUUGGCCCAUCUUUCAAUCCAUCU
This is a messenger RNA of Mycetomoellerius zeteki, 2070 nucleotides long. RefSeq lists its product as uncharacterized. Lineage: Eukaryota; Metazoa; Arthropoda; Insecta; Hymenoptera; Formicidae. The record is from RefSeq and is a predicted model, not a curated record. Gene Ontology annotation, molecular function: RNA polymerase II cis-regulatory region sequence-specific DNA binding; DNA-binding transcription factor activity, RNA polymerase II-specific. Gene Ontology annotation, biological process: regulation of transcription by RNA polymerase II. The transcript is spliced from 8 exons. Gene Ontology annotation, cellular component: nucleus. The coding region runs from base 89 to 1957 and encodes 622 amino acids.